UUUAUAAUAAUAAUGGCUGUAACAUCAACACAAUCACCUGGAAAGGGUGAUGGAACAAAAGUUCCAUUGGCCUUUAAUCCUUGGUUCUUGGUCUCGCUGUCAUGCUCUGGUGGACUGAUCUUUGGUUACAACACUGGUAUCAUUGCUCUUGCCUUGAAUCCAAUCUCCAAUGACUUUGACUUGGAUACUGUUCCACAAAGUUUGAUCGUCGUUAGUAUAUUGCUUGGAGCACUCAUUGGUUCAGUUGGUGGUGGUGUCAUUGCCAACAAGAUUGGUCGUAGAUAUGUUGUACUAUUCACUGCCUUGUCGUGUGUUGGUGGUGCAAUUGGAUCUGCCGCUGUCAACUCUGUCGUCGCCGUCUGUCUCCUUAGAGUACUCCUUGGACUUGGAGUUGGAUGUGGUUCAAGUGUCUGCCCAUUGAUGGUUGCCGAGAACGUGCCCAAAGAGAAGAAAGGAUUCCUCGGCUCAUUCUUCCAGAUUGCCAUCACCGUUGGUAUCCUCUUGGCCAAUGUUAUUGGAUUGCUUCUGAAGAGAACUAAUAAUGGAUGGAGAUGGAUGUUUGCAAUUGGUGCUGUACCAGGUGUGAUGUUAUUCGUCUGUUGGUUCAUUAUGAAGGAGUCGCCAUCAUUUGAGGAGAGUCGUAAGAGCAAGGCCGCCAACAAUCAAUCAUCAGGUGGUAUUGGAUUAUUGUUCACCAAGCGUGCCAGACGUCCAAUGUUUAUCGGGUUCAUCCUUGCCGUUGUGUCACAAUUCACUGGUAUCAAUGCAUUCAUGUACUUCUCGACCAAGAUCUUCUUGGACGCUGGUAUCGAGGGUCGUGAUGGUCCAGAGAUUGCCGCUGUCAUCCUUCAGAUCUGGAAUGUAUCGACCACACUCAUUGCCAUCUCAUUGGUUGAGCGUGUUGGAAGGAAGGCACUCCUAUUCACUGGUGCCAUGGUCAUGACAAUCAGUGACCUUGUCAUUGCCUUUGUCUUCCUCCUUGUUACCGGUACUGCCAAGGGAUGGACCGCCAUCGUCUUCCUCUUCAUGUUUGUUGCCGCCUUUGAGGCAUCCAUUGGUACUUUGUUCUGGUUCGUCAUCAAUGAGAUCAUGCCAGAGGACAUCAAGAAUAUUGGAUCACCAAUUAUUAAUGCGAUGCAAUGGUGCUUCAACUUGAUAUUGUCAUUCGUGUUCCUGUUCGUGGUCAAGUACUUGGGCCAAAGUACAAUGUUCUGGAUCUUUGGUGGUAUUGGUCUGGUUUGCACAGUGAGUCUCUAUCUCUUCCUCCCGGACAUCAGAGGUGGCAACACAAUGGGCCAAGAGGAGCAAGAUGUUGCCAACAACACCAACAACAAUGAUAACCGUGAGCUUGACCUCGAGAAGAACCCAGAGGACAAGCAGAACCAAGAGUUAACAUCCAAUGAGCACAUUGGAAUUCCGCCAUCC
Messenger RNA from Acytostelium subglobosum LB1, 1425 nucleotides. RefSeq lists its product as hypothetical. Gene Ontology annotation, molecular function: transmembrane transporter activity. The transcript has 3 exons. The record is from RefSeq and is a predicted model, not a curated record. The annotation marks the transcript as partial. Gene Ontology annotation, cellular component: membrane. NCBI's taxonomy places the organism in Eukaryota, Evosea, Eumycetozoa, Acytosteliales, Acytosteliaceae. Gene Ontology annotation, biological process: transmembrane transport.